Racocetra persica is the source of this 675-nucleotide messenger RNA. Lineage: Eukaryota; Fungi; Glomeromycota; Glomeromycetes; Diversisporales; Gigasporaceae. The record is from the annotation of a GenBank genome assembly.
AUCAUUUCCACUCAAGAAAAAUUACCAAAACUUGGUAAACCGAAAAAUGGACACAUUCCUACUCCUAACCCUUCUCCUACUAAAUCGUCAGAAAUGAAACUUCAUCAUAAUUCUGGUGAUACAAGCCAUUUUCGUGUAGUAUCUUCUGGUGGUCCUGCUACUCAAAUACGAUGGCGAAGCAUUUCCGUUGGUGGUGGCCCUACACCUACCCAAGCCGGUGAUAUCCCUUCCCCCCAACAAUCUGUCACUUCAACUACUUCUCCUCCUCACAAAAAUAUUCCUCCUUCAAGACGAAAACAAAAUUCUGAUCCUUCUGCUUUAGGAUUCGAUACUUUUCGUCUUUCAAAUAAACGUGGUCAACAAAAACAAGAUAGACCUCAAUCUCCAAAUGCUAAUUGGUCAUGGUCUCAAAAUAACAAUUUAUCAAAUAGCAAUAUUGGUACUCAAGAUAGUAAUAAUCCUGGUUUUUCUUAUUCCGAACUUUUAUUGCCUCCUAAUACUGUAUCAAGUGAUCCGAAAGAAACUAUCAACCUAUAUCAAGAAAGAUUGGUUAAGGCUGUUGGAAUGUUGGAAGAUAGUCAGCGUAAAAUUGAAAUGUUGGAAAAUGUUGUUCGCCAAAGAGAAGAUGAAGUUAGGAAACGAGUUGUUAGGCGUCUUAAAGAUGAUGUUGCUUCU